ACGCAUGCGCCCACUUCCUCCGGCUGGGAGUGGCCGCUCUAGGCAGCGGGGAGGUCGCGGGGUUGAGGGGGCUUGUGAAAGGAGAGCGGCCUCUCCUCUAUGGUUACGGGUCCGGGGCAAGCUCCCCGCAGUGUCUUACUUCCGGUAGCGAAGCCUCUAUCUCUUCCUCUGCUCCCGCGGGGGUCUGGGCUGAGAAUAAUGGCCCGGUUGGCCCGGGACGAGUGGAAUGAUUAAUGAUGUUUUGCAGCAGUUUUCUACGUCUGAAAUUUUUUGUCUCUGGAACCCAGAAUUUGCUAAGAGAUGGAGGAACCUCAGAAAAGCUAUCUGAACACAAUGGACCUUGAGAAAGAUGAACCUCUCAAAAGCACCGGCCCUCAGAUUUCUGUUAGUGAAUUUUCUUGCCACUGCUGCUACGACAUCCUGGUUAACCCCACCACCUUGAACUGUGGGCACAGCUUCUGCCGUCACUGCCUUGCUUUAUGGUGGGCAUCUUCAAAGAAAACAGAAUGUCCAGAAUGCAGAGAAAAAUGGGAAGGUUUCCCCAAAGUCAAUAUUCUCCUCAGGGAUGCCAUUGAAAAGUUAUUUCCUGAUGCCAUUAGAAUGAGAUUUGAAGACAUUCAGCAGAAUAAUGACAUAGUCCAAAGCCUUGCAGCCUUUCAGAAAUAUGGGAAUGAUCAGAUUCCUUUAGCUCCUAACACAGGCCCAGCGAAUCAGCAGAGAGGAGGGGGAUUCUUUUCCGGUGUGCUCACAGCUUUAACUGGAGUGGCAGUGGUCCUGCUUGUCUAUCACUGGAGCAGCAGGGAAUCUGAACACGACCUCCUGGUCCACAAGGCUGUGGCCAAAUGGACGGCGGAAGAAGUUGUCCUCUGGCUGGAGCAGCUGGGCCCUUGGGCCUCUCUUUACAGGGAAAGGUUUUUAUCUGAACGAGUAAAUGGAAGGUUGCUUUUAACUUUGACAGAGGAAGAAUUUUCCAAGACGCCAUAUACCAUAGAAAACAGCAGCCACAGGAGGGCCAUCCUCGUGGAGCUAGAACGUGUCAAAGCAUUAGGCGUGAAGCCCCCACAGAAUCUCUGGGAAUAUAAGGCUGUGAACCCAGGCAGGUCCUUGUUCCUGCUAUACGCCCUCAAGAGCUCCCCCAGGCUGAGUCUGCUCUACCUGUACCUGUUUGACUACACCGACACCUUCCUACCUUUCAUCCACACCAUCUGCCCUCUGCAAGAAGACAGCUCUGGGGAGGACAUUGUCACCAAGCUUCUGGAUCUUAAGGAGCCUACGUGGAAGCAGUGGAGAGAGUUCCUGGUCAAAUACUCCUUCCUUCCAUACCAGCUGAUUGCCGAGUUUGCUUGGGACUGGUUGGAGGUCCAUUACUGGACAUCACGGUUUCUCAUCAUCAAUGCUAUGUUACUCUCAGUUCUGGAAUUAUUCUCCUUUUGGAGAAUCUGGUCGAGAAGUGAACUGAAGACCGUGCCUCAGAGGAUGUGGAGCCAUUUCUGGAAAGUAUCAACGCAGGGACUUUUUGUGGCCAUGUUCUGGCCCCUCAUCCCUCAGUUUGUUUGCAACUGUUUGUUUUACUGGGCCCUGUACUUUAACCCAAUUAUUAACAUUGAUCUUGUGGUCAAGGAACUCCGGCGGCUGGAAACCCAGGUGUUGUGACUGGCACUGCCCAGGCUGAGACUCUUCAAGUCCCGCUGACGUCUGAGCUUUGAUGCUUAAGAGGGGUGAGGCAGGGAGCGGACUUCCUGUUUUCUACCCCCAGUAAAACAAGGUGCUGCUUUGUAUGUCAAAUGCUCCAACCAUAUCCUCUCCCCCUCGGCCUGUGGGUGGCACAAGCAAGGACUGACAUCCGCGCAGGGAGGAUUGUCUGUUUGGCUGACACAGCAGCAGCCCUUCCCACCCAGCCACCUUCCUCACAGGGACUAGGAGGCUCAGUCCCCAAUGGCUGGCAAGACUCAGGGUCCUCAGUGGACAUGGUGUGGGUGACAUCAGAAGGGCAACACAUCAGUCCCCUCCCCAACCUCAGUGACUGACAGAAGAUCCCAGAUCUCAGAGCCUGAGACCAGGCUUACUGGGGCCUGGCCUGUCCUCUAAGUCAAGUUUAGGGAAACAAGGAUAAGAUUCUGUCAUAGGCAUAGGGAGUUGCACAUACAAAAUACCGAAGAAAACCCAAAAUUCAAUCAACAAUUCUGUCUUAUUGAAGAGUUGCUAGGAUUCAGAGUAAAACUCAAAGGAUUCAGUUUGAGCCUAGAAUGAUGGUUAGACUUGUAGUCACUGGGCUUUUGUUUUGCUUUAUGGAAAUCAUUGAAGGUCUGGAUCUCUUUCUCUGAAUGGAGAGAUUGAGAGGGAUGUCAGGCAGUUCCCAUUAGAUUGAGUGGCCUCCAUGUUAUUUAAAAUUGUUUUGGUGAUGCCUCACCCCUGUAAUCCCAGCACUUUGGGAGGGUGAGGCAGGCAGAUCACUUGAGGCCAGGACUUCGAGACCAGCUUGGCCAACAUGGUGAAACCUUGUCUCUACUAAAAAUACAAAAAUUAGCCAAGUGUGGUGGCACACACCUGUAAUCCCAGCUACUUGGAAUUGGAAAUCGCCUGAACCCGGGAGGCGGAGGUUGCAGGGAGGGAGACUGCACCACUGCACUUCAACCUGGGUGACAGAGGAAAACUCUUUUUUUUUUUUUUUUUUUGGAGUCUCGCCGUGUCCCCCAGGUUGGAGUGCAGUGGCGCGAUCUCAGCUCACUGCAAGCUCCUCCUCCUGGGUUCAUGCCAUUCUCCUGCCUCAGCCUCCCGAGUAGCUGGGACUACAGGCGCCUGCCAACACGCCCGGCUAAUUUUUUGUAUUUUUAGUAGAAAUGGGGUUUCACGGUGUUAGCCAAGAUGGUCUCGAUCUCCUGACCUCGUGAUCCACCCGUCUCGGCCUCCCAAAGUGCUGGGAUUACAGGCGUGAGCCACCGCGCCCGGCCGAGACUCUGUCUUAAAAAAAAAAAAAAAAAAAAAAAUCAUCUGUAAAAUAAAUUCCAGGAUAGUCGUUUUGUUCAAGGAAAUAUUUUGUAAAUUGACCUCACAGAUAUAAUCUUUAUUGUCCUAUCCUGAUGUAUAAUACAGCAGGUAUAAUUACACCAAGUGCUCUAGUUAUAAAUGCGGAAUGAAGUGAACUAUGGCCUUUAUUUCCUUCCAGUGUGAACACAGCAGAUGUGAAAUGUCAUCUCGGAAGACUGGCCUUGCAGAAAUAGGCCUACAUCCAAAAUAUUCUCUUGUGACUCCAUGAACCAUUCAUUAACCCUUUGUAUCUUUGAGUGAAGAUUUUACUCAAAAGUUGCAUCUGGAAGUUUGAAUAAAUUACUUGAAAUAAAAAUAAAGAUUUUUAUACAGAUAAAA
Molecule: messenger RNA, 3366 nt
Organism: Pongo pygmaeus (Bornean orangutan)
Lineage: Eukaryota; Metazoa; Chordata; Mammalia; Primates; Hominidae
Gene: BFAR
Product: bifunctional apoptosis regulator
Exons: 8
Coding region: 301-1653 (450 amino acids)
Biological process (GO): proteasome-mediated ubiquitin-dependent protein catabolic process
Cellular component (GO): nucleus
Molecular function (GO): ubiquitin protein ligase activity; protein binding
Source: RefSeq, a predicted model, not a curated record